AUGGUGGAUAAGGAAUGGGUGCAUCUUUCCAGAACUGAUCCUGCUUACGAGAGAGGAGUUUCAAAGUUUGUAGAAGAAGUGGCUGCGGCAUUUGGAGACGUUGAGAUGAUUAUUUGUCCCUGCAUCGACUGUCGAAAUAUAGAUCGUCACUCAGGAAGUGUAGUAGUUGAUCAUCUUGUUACUAGAGGGAUGGAUGAGGCAUACAAAAUGAGGUCUGACUCGUAUCAUCAUGGAGAACUGAAAUUGGGGGUUGAAGAUGUAAAGAUACCAAGUCAAUGGAAUGAUGAGAUCUUUGGGUUAUUUCAAGCUGCUGAGUUCAUGGAUGAAGAGUUCGCUACUAAGGCUGACUUGCGUGAGAUUGCUGAGGGUGAGGACAGGAAAGAAGAUGAGUUCCUCGCAAAGCUUGUUGAUGCUGAAACACCAUUAUAUCCAAGUUGUGUAAGCCAUAGUAAGUUGUCGGCUAUUGUCUCACUGUUUAGACUCAAGACACAUAAUGGCUGGUCUGACAAAAGCUUCAACGAUCUGCUAGAGACAUUGCCAGAGAUGUUACCAGAGGAUAAUGUGCUACAUACUUCACUAUACGAGGUGAAGAAGUUUCUGAAAUCUUUUGACAUGGGUUAUCAGAAGAUACAUGCAUGUGUCAAUGACUGUUGCCUAUUCAGAAAGAAGUAUAAGAAGUUAGAGAAAUGUCCUAAGUGCAAGGCUUCCCAGAUGGAAAACCAACAUGCACAACGGUGA
This is a messenger RNA of Microthlaspi erraticum, 738 nucleotides long. The record is from the annotation of a GenBank genome assembly. Lineage: Eukaryota; Viridiplantae; Streptophyta; Magnoliopsida; Brassicales; Brassicaceae.